AUAAGCUAAAUGGGUUCAUUUUCUCUAUUGUUCCUGUUAGGUUUAACACUCAUUAUGGGUAGUCACGUUGCACAUGCCCAAGACUCACCAGCAGACUACGUGAACGCCCACAAUAAUGCAAGAUCAGCGGUUCAUACAAACGUUAAAAUUCCAAAUAUUGUUUGGGACAACAAAGUUGCUGCUUUUGCAAAAAACUAUGCUAAUCAACGCAAGGAUUGUCAACUGGUCCACUCUGGUGGUGGUGGCCGUUACGGAGAGAAUAUCGCGGAGAGCACUGGCAACAUGAGUGGCGUAGAAGCGGUGAAGUUGUGGGUGGAUGAAAAACCCUACUAUGAUUAUAGUAGUAAUUCAUGUGCUAAUGGUGAAAUGUGUGGCCACUACACUCAGGUGGUUUGGAGAAACACACAACGGAUUGGAUGUGCCAAAGUGAAAUGUAAUAACGGAGGAACAUUCAUUACUUGCAAUUACGACCCACCAGGCAACUAUAUUGGCGAAAGACCAUACUAA
Molecule: messenger RNA, 507 nt
Organism: Medicago truncatula (barrel medic)
Lineage: Eukaryota; Viridiplantae; Streptophyta; Magnoliopsida; Fabales; Fabaceae
Product: pathogenesis-related protein 1B
Exons: 1
Coding region: 10-507 (165 amino acids)
Cellular component (GO): extracellular region
Source: RefSeq, a predicted model, not a curated record